CGCCUCACAUGUCACUCAGAUGCUACCGUUCGCCUGGCAUCACUUCUGUGGAUGAAUGGACGGCUGUCCUCCACCUCGCCACCGAGUGGUCCUUCGACGACAUCCGCGUCCUCUCCAUUGAACGUCUGGAACCCAUCGCUAGUCCCAUUGAGAAGAUUUUCCUAAGUCAUUCACAUUCAAUUCCCGAAUGGCUCCCAGCGGCAUACGUUUCGCUGUGCCAGUGUCCCCAUUCACUUACGGCUGCAGAAAUUAGAACGAUACAAGCUGAGGACGUCGAGCUGAUCAUGUCGGUCCGGGAGGCUAUGCUCCACGCUCGGCUGCCGUCGGAAGCGAGCGAGAUCUCCGCUCGCGUCGCUGACGCCAUGAAGUCUGCCACGAAGACGGCGGCUUUUAUACCUCCUAAUCCUAUCCCAGGGGUCACAAACAUAGUAGAAUCGCCAAUAGUCGAACCCAUUACCGAGGGUGCGAAGGUGCAGGGUCUGCCUUCCGAGGUUCAUUUGCAGCUUAACACUACCUCUCUACUCUCUCUUAUAUCUACCGACGACGUGAGAGAUAUUAUGCGUCAAAUAUCGACAUAAAUUCCGCGCUCUGCAGUUCACGCAGAAGUCACGGCGCUUCUCGACGAACUUACGCUGGUCAACAUCGGCAAGACGGCGCGCACACUAGCCCAAUGGAUGAACCUCGCAAAAGGGGAGAACAAGUGUGCUACUGCGGCACAGAUCAUCGACCUAGUCUUCACCAAGGCAACAAGCAACUAGAAAUCUACUCGAGUGUACGCUUUGUUGUGUUGGCAACUUAUAGGCAAGGUUUCGAAGGGUCGUGGGGUCAGGCAGUGGAAUAUCAGGGGAGGACAGCUUUUCAGUGACCAUCUUCUUGACAAAUGCCUGACAGAAAUUGAGAGCAUCUGCUCGAAGAUGAACUUGGCGGCCCCGGGCCCAAGCCCGAAGAUAUCAGGAAGUACGUGUACAG
Molecule: messenger RNA, 969 nt
Organism: Phanerochaete carnosa HHB-10118-sp
Lineage: Eukaryota; Fungi; Basidiomycota; Agaricomycetes; Polyporales; Phanerochaetaceae
Exons: 1
Coding region: 9-578 (189 amino acids)
Source: RefSeq, a predicted model, not a curated record